UCCGUAUUGCACGCUCGCACUGAAAAACAUGGCGAUGGAUUUUAACGAUGUGUUGGAUGAUAUUGUGCUCUCGGAAAAUAAGUACCGACAGAUGGGCUUCACGCGGGGUUUCAGCCUCGGAGAGGAGGUGGGCUGGAGGGACGGCUACCAGCUGGGACUGCAGAGAGGCGCACAGAUCGCCACCGAGCUUGGCUUCUACCAAGGCUUUGUCCAUGCCUGGAUAACAGUGCUGGAACGAGAAGAAAUUGCAAAGCAGAGGAAAAUGGUGGCCCUAAAAGCGCUGCUGGAGAUGACGAAGAACUUUCCCAAGGUCAACAUCGCAGACGACGACAUGUUUGAAAAACUGCACAAAAUUAGGGCAAAGUUUAAGCAGGUGGUGUCCAUUCUUAACAUCGGCACCCAAGAUGCUGAACCACACCCCGAAGAGGACCACUCAUCCCCGCGACCCGAGAUGUCCUUCUGAUGACCCCGGUCUGCCGGGGGUCCCACGCAUCAGCAAGAGGUCGUCCCCACGGUUUCCACUCCUCCAGCCGCCACUGUGGUCAGCCCUACGGGCAGUCCGGCGCUCACUCCGACGAUCACAGUGGUGACUUCGACAGGCACUGUCGAAAGCAUCGCCGUUGACGAGAGGGAGCCUGCAGCACCACCAAAUCCAUCCGCAGCAUCGCGGGAGGUGCCCACAGCAUCAUCGAAGGUGCCUGCGGCAUUGCCGAGGUCAUCGGCGCCACCAAAGGCAUCUGCAGCACCACCAAGGGCACCGUCGCCAAUGCUGUCAUCGUCCCCGAACGCUCAAAGGGAGACAGACCAGAGCGACGUGCGCGCUAAUCCCGCCACCAGAAUGAACCAGCACCGACGGAGCCGGCGUCGCUCACGUGCACGCUUCUCACGGUGUUCGCUUGUCUGAGCCGGUUAGCCCAACGUCGCGCUUGAGUGCAUUCUCGGUAUUCUGGGCGGUGUCAGUAGUUGGAUUACUCCCUAUUUGCGAGAAAGACGUUCACGACAUGUUUGUCGUAGAAGGUGCAGAACAUCUUUUGAAGCAGCUGAUUGAAACAGUGGAGUGCUUUCCGUGUGGUACAGAAGCGGGCGCGCUUGUGUUUACGUUUGUUGCCUGCUUGGGGGGCCUUUCGUGAGACUCCGAUUUGGAUCCGGUGCGCGUCCCGACGGUAUGUGGGACUCAAAAGAAAAGGAUUUGGCCAUUUACAUUCUAAUAAUACAUUGAACGGUUUAUGGUAUUGGAAAUCCGAACAAAUCCCAGGGGUAGUCAAAGCCCAUAAAAGACAACUUGGAAAAAAACAAAAAAACCUUGACGGCUAAGAGUGGCAGUGGACACCUUUUUGCCACUCUGAGGUUGCUGUCUCUUACGUAAUGACUUACAGAAGGCUGGUUCUGAAGUUUACAUGUGUGAGGAGGUUACCAGGAAUCCAUACUCUUGAUUGGUUUCGAUAUUCAUCAUGCCUUCCCUUUUUCAUGUAAUCACAAUUGUUCACCUGCAUUUCCGCAAUGUUUUGCAUCAGCCAAAUUGCUACAGUACCGGAACAGUUUCAGGGAAAUUAACACUGCCUGUCCCGUUUGUUCACUGUAGUGUCGACUUCCUGCUCUGUGGUUGCAGGCAUUCUGGAAAGGGCAAUGUUGCAUCAAAAUAUUGCAGCUAUGUUGAGUGAGACUGCUGCACCGCCGUUGUGUUUAGAGUGUUGUGGUACUGUCACAAUUGGACUGUUGCAAUGCCGUUGCGACGAAACUGUAGCGAUAGCAUUGCAACAGCUUGUAUGGCGGCUGACCAGUGUGUCUCGUUUGCACCAUGUAAUGUCACAGAAACAUGAUGAUGUUCACUCCUACAUUGACACAUUGCACUUUUUACAUUUACACUGAUGCACUGUCAAUUUUUGCAUAUUUAUAAGGGCUAGUUGAAGGCCUCAAAACUGUGUCUGUAUACUAAGAGGUGAGCAGGCUAAACUGUAAGCAUUUUUGAUGGCAUGAACUUGGUGUAGCAGGAAUGCAACACUUGAUAAAUAGUGCUUGUACAAUUGAACGUUGGGGGCAGCAGCUUGUAAGGCAAUUUUCAUGAGCUCUUUAAUGUGGCAUUCAUUAUAGGGUAUGCUCAUAAAACAUAUAAACUGUGUUGUGACUUUAUAGCUGGUUGCUAAAUUGUAUGUGGGCAUUUAGCUACAUGUUGUAGCAAGAGAUGAUAAAGACUUAGCAGUGGGUAAGGUACAACCUUGGUGUAAUAGGAGGGCAAUGUUAGAAACAUUUGGUCAAUAUAUUAUGUGUCUGUUGUGAUUUAUUUCAGUCUGCCAUUUAUGGCAAGAGACUAAGGCAUACCUCUUCCUGGUGGAUUACUGCUGAUUUCAUAAACGUGUAAGCACAUUUCGAGAAUCAUUGCUGAGGAAGAUUUUUAUUGAUGCUGUGUGCAACACAAUGCAGUACAAAAAUGCAUCAUUAUCCAUCAGUAAGUUAGACUAAUCACCAGGUAUGUGAUGAAAAUGUCAGCCAUUAGCUUCAUCCUACUGUAUAUGGCCUAGAAGCCACUAGUUUGAAUCUUCAGUUUCGGUACUCUUCGAGAGCUAGGGAACCAGAGCCGUUCUGUAUCCAGAAACAUUUCAGCCUUAUGUAGACUGGCAAGGCUGAAUGAAAUCAUCACCUGCAUUUAAAUCUGUAGCCCAUAUACAAAUGCAUAUGCAUGAAGUGAGAUGACAAGGUUUUAUUUUGACAUGACUUGGCAAGAGUCCUGCCUAUUUCAAACUGGAAUGAUUUGUACUGAGUCUGCACACAAAAGAAAAGAUGGCACCACGACUGCCGCCUGCGAGUCAUGAGUUAUACCAUCAAAUUUUUGUUCUCUGCUUUCUAUUUUGUCACUUUUGAAAGGUGCCAUCUUUACGUCAGCUCAUGGGUCUAUCCUCUUCUAAACAUCUCAAUGUACUGAUGUUUCUGCUUUGAAUUUUACAUGAUGUGCAUGGUGGCUGUGUUUGUUGGGGCUCUAGGUAGAAUUGUCAAACACAAAGUUAGAGUCGAAGGUUUGUGGUGCACGCCAAUUUGACUUUGAUGACAAAAGCGCAGCGCGAAUGUCGCGAGAGUCCAAUCGGCGCGCUGCGUUAAAGGGCAACUCCCAUCAAUAUUUUUAAAUUUGGGAUUACGACUGUUUUUAGCUAAAGCAGUGUCCCUAAACUACAAGGUAUAAUUUUUUUUUUUUUCAAUAUUGUGUGUUUUUUUAUAGAUAUCAUGGGCUCAAAGUUUGGUUUCGGGCGUCUACAACAAAACAGAAACUACCUGCUACAGGGAUGGCAACACUGAUCAUCAGCCGUACUGCCGUGACAUGACAUCACAAGGGUGCUGCGAUGCACGGUACAACCAAUCGACUGCUGUUGCACUGCAACGAAACGUCGCAAGGGUGCUGUGCCAGUGUUCCUUGACUAAAGGUUAGCCCACUUGCCGCCCGCUAAAACACAGCUGGUCACAUCUUUAAAAUGGUUUUAGUGGAGUUUGUGGCUUCACUUUGACGUAAUAUUUCAGCUGUGAUCAUAUUGCGUGCCACUAAAGCAAUACCAGUAAUUUAUUUUGGUUUCAUUUUCGACCAGAGUUCCCCUUUAACUUUGGCCCCAACCUUGUGUUUGACGACUCUAGGGCCCCUGGAAAUAGUAAUGCAACUUCUUGCAAGGAUGCAGCACUUCCCAGUUUCUGCUGUUGUGCAGUGGACAGACUUGUCACUCUGUGGUGUUUACACUGAUCAUUUGGGGACCUUGUGCAUGAUCAGUGCAUCACUGCCAAUGGGGUUAGGCAGCUUUUCUAAUUACUGAACGUGUGUACAAAAACAUAAAUGACGGCUUUUGUGUAGAAGGGGCCACUGCCUUUUUACGGUGUUAUGGACUGUGGCUGGUUAAGCUGAAUUUAGAUUGUAAGCUUGACUUAACAUUGCCACGCUGCUGAGGUGGCUUCAAGGCAGGCUGACCGCAGAAUCACAAAAAAGGCAGGUGCCGCAGCAGGGUUGUGGUUAGUUGAGGAAUGGUUUGACACCAUUGUAGCAGGUUUCUGUUUGAAAUUAUGGUGGUCGAGUUCUGUGUUGGAAUGGCUUAGAACUGUGGUACAGAUGUGUGUCUAGAAGGGAUUUUGAAUUCUGUCACGGUUUUGAAGCUUGAUUCAGGGGAAGAAUGUUAGCAUCACAUGGUUAAUCGUCAGAGGAAAAAUCUUUUACUGUUGUUGGUUCCAGCACAUUGUUGGAAACAUAUAUUGUGUGUAUUCUGAUGACUCGUGUUCAUUUGCAAGAGUAUUUUCUCCAAAUUAACUUUGACACAUUGCUUACCAGAAACUUACCUAAUUUUCAAGGUUUUUUUUCUUCAACAUGUUAUAACACUGGUGUUGGAUCAGAUUGUAAGUUAUUGUUUGAAGAUGAAAGGAUGUUUCUGACGUGUUUAUACCUUUUAGCUAUAGCUUCGCAAUGUAGAGAGAAUCAGUUCCAGCAUACUUAUUAGUUAGCAAGUCAACGGAAGUAAAGACGUGAAACUUGAGCUCAAACCGAUUUUGUUUUUAAUGCACUUAUCCCAAGAAAACCAGUUCCGUGAUCAAGCAGAGUUUUUAUGUCCCUGCGGUGUGCCAAGAUUGCAGUUUUUGUUGUUGAAAAUGGGUGUAAGCUAUGGGUAAGGUAAUACUAGCUCUCAUGACUGAAUCUUAUUGCCUUAAUAAUGUAUGUUGACUUCUGCUCAUAGCAUGUGGUAUAUGCAUGGCAUAUGCAUGUUAGAUGUGACACUCCCUUCAUUCUUUACGUGAAAUCAGUUAUUACUUUUCCUAAAUUAAGCUUCAAAGCAUUGCACUUUCUUAACUUGGCUUUUGUUGUCACUUAUUGGUGGCUUUGCAGUACUCGUUGUCAUGAUACCUAUGAUCUGAGAACGGUAUUUUGCAGGGCUUACUAAAUCGAUGAGAAGUAUUUAAAUUUACGUCCGAACUCAUAAUUUCGAUUCGUAAACACGACUUAUUGUUGUCUGGCGAUUGUUUCCGAAAAAUCGGGCUUCAAAACAUCGAGCAGCGCUGAACAAAUAUUGUGUGUUCGAAACCAAAUUUUAGCAGUCUUACAAAACAAAUACGAAUAAAAUAAAAAAAAUC
This is a messenger RNA of Ixodes scapularis (black-legged tick), 5091 nucleotides long. Its product is annotated as protein LTO1 homolog. Lineage: Eukaryota; Metazoa; Arthropoda; Arachnida; Ixodida; Ixodidae. The record is from RefSeq and is a predicted model, not a curated record. The transcript is spliced from 5 exons. Bases 29 to 463 code for a protein of 144 amino acids.